This is a messenger RNA of Corythoichthys intestinalis (scribbled pipefish), 5091 nucleotides long. It is a transcript of the gene kbtbd12, whose product is annotated as kelch repeat and BTB (POZ) domain containing 12. The transcript is spliced from 6 exons. Lineage: Eukaryota; Metazoa; Chordata; Actinopteri; Syngnathiformes; Syngnathidae. Gene Ontology annotation, molecular function: protein binding. The record is from RefSeq and is a predicted model, not a curated record. The coding region runs from base 188 to 2080 and encodes 630 amino acids.
CAGUAGCUCAGAGGCCCAGAACAGUGGCAGGGUUACAUAUCUUUUUCUACUGCAGUGACUCAGACCCUCUCUCGAAUGCAGUUGGAUGAAAAACCAAGACAUGUAAUGUUCCUCUGAGAUGGCAGCCAGUGAGGCCAGCUAAUGAAUUUGAGACUGCCCCCUCAGUAGGAAAAGCAUUUACACAUGCAUGAAUUUUUCACAACUAAACCUUGAAGCAAAGAUGGAUUUUACCGCUAAACAUGGACAAAUUCUGCUUGAGCAAGUGAGGAAGAUGAGGGAGACGGAGCACUUGACAGAUGUAGUGUUAGUUGCUGAGGGGGUAAGCUUUCCCUGUCACAGACUUGUUUUAUCUGCCUUCAGCCCUUACUUUCGUGUGAUGUUUACAUGUGGACUGCGUGAGUGUAACAACAGAGAAGUAUUUCUGCGAGACACCUCUGCAGACAGCUUAGCUCUUCUCCUGAACUACAUGUACAGCUCAGAUCUUCCUCUCACCAACACAAACGUGCAAGGAAUCUCGAUUGCAGCUUUUCUCCUGCAAAUGGAUGAUGUAUUUACUCAGUGUCAGCAGCACAUGAUUGAAAACAUGGAUGCCUCUAACUGCCUGGGUGUGUUUUACUUUGCCCGAGAUCUUGGUGCAGAGGAAUUGGCCGAUCAAGCUCAGCGCUUCAUAAGGCAGUACUUUGUCCAAGUGUGCCAGAAUGAAGAAGUUUUAGAACUCGAGGCCUAUCAACUAGGGAAGCUGAUCAGUUCAGAUGACCUCAAUAUUUCAAGAGAAGAAACCAUUUUAGAUGUGGUUCUUCGCUGGGCCAAACACAGUUUUCAGAUAGAAGGAGAAGUACGUAGCAAGCAUCUUCCUGAGCUCCUUAGGAAAGUUCGCCUACCCUUAAUAAACCCAGACUAUUUAAAAGAGACAAUGAAAAGGAAUACAGCCUUGUUGGCUGAUGCAGACUGUAUGGAGAUAAUGAGCCAAGCUUUGGAGGUUGUACAAAUGCAUCCCUCCGCAGUACCACGCAAACUAAAAUUGCGCUAUGGGAUGGAAACCACGGAUUUGCUGCUCUGUAUUGGUAAUGACAGUAGUGGAAUUAGGUCAAGAUAUGACAAUUAUAGCGAACGGAGCUUCUGUUACGCCCCCACAACAAGUCGAACAUACUACAUAACUUCACCGAGAUAUGGAGAAGCUUUAGGGUAUGUAUGUGCAGGGGUUGUAACUGAAGAAAAUGACAUUAUAGUGUCAGGAGAGGCCGGUGCCCGAAGAAUGUCCCGACAAAAGGAAAUGGAUGUAGAGCUUUAUAGAUACAAGGUCGAAGCCCAAGGAAGCUGGGAACGCCUGACAUCGGCAGAGUAUCGUGAUUCUUAUGGACUAGGCUCCUUGGGUGAUACUUUGUAUCUGAUUGGUGGGCUGAUGAAGCUGAAGAACCAGCUUCUUAUCACUAACAGCGUGGCGCGGUGGCCUCUACGGGGAGGACCUUGGCGGAGUGCUGCUCCUUUACCAAUGCCCCUGGCUUAUCACAGCGUGGUCAGGCUGAAGGAUCGCCUGUAUGUCAUUGGAGGUAAAACCCCACAGUCAUGCCGAAUGGAUGAUGAGCCAGACCGUCUUAGUAACUGCCUUCUUGAGUAUGAUCCAAAUAUAAACAAGUGGACAGAGCUGGGUCCAAUGAAGUAUUCAAAAUACAGAUGUAGUGCAGUUGUUCUGAACGGAGAAAUUUUUGUAAUGGGUGGUAUUGGAUGUGAGGGUAUGGACCGAGGGCAGUCACGCCAUUGUCUUGACGCUGUAGAGAUCUACAACCCAGAUGGGAAUUAUUGGAGGGAUGGACCUUCUCUACCAUGCGCUCAGCUGGCACUGCACACAAAUGCCUCAAAUGCUGGUGUGGUGGGGGGAAAGAUAUAUGUGUGUGGGUACUACAAAGGAGCAGACCGUAAUGAUGACAUAACAAAAGACAUCUUGGAACUAGACCCCUGGGAGAACCGAUGGACAUUGGUUGCUCGGCGUGCUUUGAUGCAUGACAACUAUGAUGUCUGCCUAGUGGCAAGUCUAAAUCCAAGGGGACUAAUAUCUCCCCCUGCAGACAUACUGCAGUAAAACAGAUGAUUCAGCGUGCAUUGUGUGAGUAAGUUAAAUUGGUACGCACUUGUACCACAUCUUUGAAUUUGACCUUUGGAUGAAUUUAUGCAUUAAUGUGCCUGCACGGGAUCUAUGCUAACUUUCUGCAACUCACUCCAUGGCAGAAGUGCUGAACUGAAAAUAUUGUCAAAGCUAUUAAGGUGGAGAGUAAGGGUAUAUUAUUUUAAUAGAAUUCCUCAUGAGAAAGAUUACCAAUGUUUUUCUAUGAAUUUUAAUUUUUAGAAUAUAUCAGAUAUUUUUAUCCUUUCUUCCAUUCUCUGUUCCAGUAGAGCUUGGGGUUUUACUUAAAGUGGCACUAAAGGGUUAUUAAUAUCAUUGUUUUUACAUUAUUUUUUAAUAACAUUGAAUGCCAUUUUUAGCUAUUUUCUCAUUUUAAAGCUAUUUUAGUCGCUCCUUUUUGGGAUCUCCUGUAGAAAUACAGAUUAUCAUUAAAAUCCAGAUGACUGUAUGAGAGCGAUACCUUUUGGCUUUUCCCUUUAGGGGUCACCACAGAGAAAAGAAACUCUUCGCAUGGUAGAUUUGGCACACAAGGUUUUAAUUUGGAUGCACAUCCUGACAAGACCCACAAGCCUAAAUCAAACAUGUGUCACCACAAUAGCAGUGGAGCACUCAGACCACUGGAUUAAACUCCCAGGUACACAGCCAACUGAAUGCGAAUUUAAUAUUAGAUAUUCAAAUUUCAACUCUUUGCUCUGAUUGGGAAGCUUUUGGGCGUUGCCAAUGCGAGUGGUGGCUUUAGACCAGUGGUGUCCAAACUAUUCCACAUAGGGCCGCAGUGGGUGCUGGAUUUCAUUCCUACAAAACAAGAUGACAUCUUUUCACCAAUCUAGUGUCUCACAAGUGUAAUCAGUUGAUUGCAGUCAGGUGUUGCUUGUUUUAGCUCAAACUUCAUUGGUUAAACUGUCUGUGCUCGAUUGGUAGGAACAAAAACCAGGACCCACGGCGGCCCUUGCGGACAGGUUUGGACACCCAUGCUUUAGACACAUGGCAGAGAUGUGGAAUACAAUAAUUCUGCAAUGACACCAAGGUUCAGUAUUUCACAAUCUUAAAAAAAAAAUAUUCACUUGACACUCCUGCAGAAGCAGGAUUCAAUGCUCCUAUGCACACAGAGAAGCAUAUUUGAGUCAGGACGCAAGCUUUUGCACGGAAUAUAUGCUUCCAAAAUGCAAAUAUAUUACUUAUUUUCACUUAAAAAAUGUAUUACUUGAUGUCAACACAUGCACGUGGUGCUUCAAGACUGGAGGUCUUAAUCGUAUUGCAGACAUCUGGAGGCGCCACAAAGGCAAACACGAGAAAAAAAAGUCGAUCGAGAACCAGAUGAGGAGGCCGACUUUUGCCUCUGAACAAGCCAAGCAAAGUGCCUCUAAGCCGGCUAGACAGCAAAAAGCAGCUUGGACUGGAAGUCAUUGGGGGAAAAAAGUCUAUCAUGAGAACCGAGGAGACCGACUUUAAAGUGCCUCUCGGCUCGGGGCUGGAGGUUGCAGGGACAAAACUGAAAAAGACAGGAACUGGUCAUGUGGCAAAAGUAUUGUACUAAACCUUGGAAAAUGCAUAUGCAUUUUCCAAUGCAUUUAAAAACGUCAUUAUUUAUGCUUGGUGCGGCUGAGUUAAGAACUAGGAAGUGGCAACCUCCAAACAGUUGGGAUUGGCAGAUCAAUACCAAUAUCGAUUUUCUUGAUAGCAAGUCAGUAUCAGAUCAAUGCUAAUCUGGAGAGAUCGAUAAAUAGCACUCGUUUGCAAUGCUGUGGUUUCGGCAACUAGGAAACAACCAGGUCACCUGAUGCGCUAUGCUUCUUUGUCAGAACGGAGCUGUUUAAACUAUUUGAUUAAAAAUGGAAUCACAAAAAAUGUCUUAAGGUCAUCAAAACUAGUUGAAAUUUAUCAAUGAAGCAUUUACCUUAUUUAUUGAAUGGUAUUGUGAUCACGUGGCACAUUAAAACUGUUUCAUCCUUUAAAGACACUCAGAUUUACCAUUCAAUACGGCCCAUAUUUAUUUGGUAUGAGAUUUAUACCAAAAUAUGCAGUAUUGCCGGUCCCUAGUGCUCAGCACUCUCAAUAUUAGUGAGCGUGGAGGAAAAACGAUGAGGGCAGGUGCUUGCAUAAUAAGGCACAUGUGUAAUAUCAUAUUCGCUCCAUAUUUAAUCAAUUAAAAAAUUACACAGAUAACACUCUUCACCCAGGACUUCCAUUUCAUUUCAUUUCUGUAUACAUGAAACAGUUCAAAAUAUUGUAAAGUGACUUUAGUGCCUCUUUAACCUUUUGUCAAACAUCUAAGCAUGCACUGAAGUAAGACAUGUUUGAAUAAUUAUUUUUGUAAUAAAUAUACACAUUAUCUACAUUGCCAAUUGUCUGUACUUUAUUGUUUCUACUCAAAUGGUAUACAAUCUAAUAUAACAGAGCUUCAAAGAAUCCGCAUGUUUGAUAUUUUGGAAAAACAGAAAUAUCGAAUUUUAGGUACUCUCAUGUCAUUAUCACCAUUAAUGCAAAUAAACUUGAAAGUGACUUUUUUUCAAAUAACAAUCCAACAGCAAAAACACAAAAUGAGUCAGUUUUAAUUAUGAGCAGAGAAACUAAUUGUGUUACUUAUUUCUAAACGAUAGGAAAUGAACCAACUUUCCAUGAGUCUUUCCAAGUCUUUAGGAAAUGUGCCAUGCAUGUAUUCAACAAUAGGUAUUGCCGCUCCUAUCAACAUUCUCACCAACCAAAUAAAUAAAACAUAACCAAAUGGAUUGUUUUGAUAGACUAAUCAAUAAUAAACGUCAUUGACUUGUGAUCUAGAAAACUGUACCUCAGACCUUAUCUGUCUUAAACAGCUGCCAUAGGGCAUCAUUAGGACUGGAAUCUGUUUGCACCAUCUCUGAGGUGGGUUUAAUUUUUCUGGUGCUUUCAGGGCUGCUGCUCUCUUGAGACCAGCAGCUGAGAGGUGUGAUCAUACAUCCUGUAUUGGAACUGCUCUUUGGCUUCUGUUG